Molecule: messenger RNA, 1605 nt
Organism: Desarmillaria tabescens
Lineage: Eukaryota; Fungi; Basidiomycota; Agaricomycetes; Agaricales; Physalacriaceae
Exons: 6
Coding region: 4-1605 (533 amino acids)
Source: RefSeq, a predicted model, not a curated record
CCCAUGACACUUGUGUUCGAACUCGUCGUGCGCAUUCUUUCCGAACUCUGGGCUGCCCAAUAUUCUAUCGAUGAUCAAGUUAAAACGUUCUUGGUUUGCUCUCUUGUAUCCAAACAGUGGUCUGCCGCGAUGAAGGAAGUGAAUUCUACGCACUCGUUCAUUCCCUUCUCCUAUAAUGGAGGACGAUUGUAUAGCAUCAAGUCGCUAUCCUCAAUCUCUCAUCCAAUGCUCUGCCGCACCAUAACUUUCGGGAUAAACUACGUAACCGUGCCAGCGCUACUUCUUGCCGACAAGUGCACACCGUCCAUUGAAGCCAACCGAGGAGUGGUAUCUACGCUUCGGAAGAUAUUCCGCGGUCCUAAUACACCUGCACAUGCAACACAUAUCUAUGUUGACUAUGUUGAUGAUUCACAAAUCCACAUCCCCCGUUUCUGGGUUCCUCCACAAAUUACACGGCUAACCAUUAUCUACCACUAUCGUCGUUGCGGGUCCAGGAAUUUCAUAGAGCAUAAUCGCUUCUGCUCCUGCAGAAAACCAAACACAAAACCACGAGUGCAGCAUCUUACCAUCAUGGAAGCCAUGCCUGGGAUCGUAAAGCGUCUGAUAGACCCUAUCAAGAAGUGGCGAUACCUACGUUCGUUGACUACUGAUGUCGAAAUUACCGUUUGCCCUUCGAUUUCUCUUAAUUUUAUCGAAGAGUGGGAUUUUCCCGAUCAGGAUAUUGGGCUUGAUUUUGUGAAUCGUUGUAUGUUCGGCGAACGAAGGAACUCUGGCUGGUCGCGCUGGUACUACAGUCCAUGUUCCACAAAAAGUACUGAUCAUUAUAUACCAAUGUUUGAACAGGUCAUUCCAGUGGGCUCUGUGGGAUACAUCGAUCCUCUGACGAGGAAGUUUAUCAUACUAUUCAAUGCCAUUGAUCCGACAUCGUCCGUGGAGCCACGAAUUCAUGAAAUAGCUUCCCUCCUCGAAGGCGAGACGACAAAACUGAUCGUAGACCCAAAUUAUUCUCCUGUCCUGGGGUGGGAAUACAAACGUACACUUAUCAAUACAGAUGCGCUUAGGGCUUUCAUGGAGCAAAGAUCGAUUUAUGAUAUCCUUGUUGGACUUGGACGUUCCUCCGCAACGCUCUAUCUGACUUUGGGACAAGCUUUUGCCCGGCACCUUAUAGGAACACAUUUUGACAGCUGGUUUCGUCAGCACAUACAGACGAUUCUGGAUGUAUUUAGAGAGGAUCACCCAUAUAUCCGAAAGGGAUUGGACCUUGUCACCACCACCGUAGAUUCUGCCCAGUAUGCUUGGCUUGCUGAUCUUGACGUGCUACUACUUAAGACCCACACACAGGUCUACUUUCGACUUAAUCCGCUGGCUGCAAACAUCCAUGGAAGCGUUUGGGGAGAGUUCCUAUUUCCUCCGAGACGAAACGACUUCAAGUUCGACUCCGACUCCGAUGCUUCUGACUGGAUUAUUAUGGAUCCAUGGGUUCAUGUCUCCACCAAAUCACAUAUGUACCUGGCAAGCACCGUAGUAAUGCACAAUCUAAAGAACUGCCUCGAAAGUGCUGCCCCUCGUGAAUUCCGACUCCUCCUAUCAGGGACAAAUUGGUGA